GUUCGGAUAGUUCUUUUUGCAUGGGUUUUUAGCGCAUCACUCCGGUUUCAAGACUUAUUAUUGUGUACCUGAUCGACAGCGCUAAUUUUAAAGGAAAGUAACUGCUUUAUAUUUAUUUAAAACAUUUUUGUAAAAUUCCUUCGUGCGAUAGCAUCUAACGUUAGCUAAAGAAGCAUCGCAAGCUAACUUCCACUUUCAGACCAAUCCGAGUAACCUUAGCAAGGUGGCUGGGUAUUGCUAGCAAGUUAGUUAAAUUCCUCUAUGUGCAUCGACUUCGUUUCAGAUUUACAGGAGCUAAGAACACGAUGAUCCUUGCUUGCAGAGUACUGUUUAUGAGCCAGGAAAUCGUGGUUUGAUUUACAGUAUUAACCGCUAGCCACUUCUUUAGCUAGUUACUUAGCUAAUAAAUUAGCCAGUAAAGUGCAUCUGCUAUUAUUUGUUGCCAUUUAGCAGUGGCUAGAUCGCAAGCUAGCUAGCCAGCCAGCCAUCCAAAUCAGUUACGUUCCAUAGCUAGAUAGCUAACUGUCAUUUCGGUUUCAAAAAUGCCUGCCAUGCUGGAAAAGGGGAGUACAGAAAUAUCUGGAAAAAGAAGGGGCAGGAACUCUGUAAAUAAUCCAAAUAAAAGUUUUGCUGCAAACGGCAACAGUAACAAUUCUUGGGAAGAAGGAAGUUCGGGUUCAUCCAGUGAUGAUGAGCAUGGAGCUGGGGGAAUGCGAGUUGGUCCUCAGUAUCAAGCGGUUGUUCCAGACUAUGAUCCUGAAGUGGCCAAAGCUAGCCAAGAGAGGGAGAAUUUGGGCAUGCUGGUUUGGUUCCCAAACCACAACUUGGCAGAGGCUAAGCUUGAUGAGUACAUUGCGAUUGCCAAGGAGAAACAUGGCUACAAUAUGGAGCAGGCGCUGGGCAUGCUCUUUUGGCACAAACACAACAUUGAGAAGUCUUUAGCGGACCUGCCCAACUUCACCCCUUUCCCUGAUGAGUGGACCGUGGAGGAUAAGGUGCUCUUUGAACAGGGCUUCAGCUUCCACGGAAAAACCUUUCAUCGCAUUCAACAGAUGCUGCCAGACAAAUCCAUUGCGAGUCUGGUUAGGUUUUAUUACUCCUGGAAGAAGACACGCAGCAAAACGAGCGUGAUGGACCGUCACGCUCGCAAAACGAAGCGUGACCGAGAGGAGAGUGAUGAAGAAGUCGAGGAGAACAGUUGCAUUUCUCCGGAUUCCGAGCUUGAACCAAAUAAGGAAGAGAAGAAAGAGGGAGCACCAGAGAAGCAGGACUCAAAGUCUGCAGCUGUACACAAGCCCACGGGCGUCGCAGACAAAUCGGUGCACGUGAAGAAGGAUGCUCAGGGAAUGGCCGGGAAGAACCUCCACAGAGCGAAGAAGAAGCCGCCCAAAGGGAUGCACCUGAUCCAGGAGGACGUGGCCGCCAUGUCCACCAGCGGCCCCGCCGCCGUCAGCGUCCUCAAGCAGCUGGACAUGGAGCUAAUCGCCAUUAAACGACAGAUCCAGAGCAUCAAACAGACCAACAGUGCCUUGAGAGAAAAGCUGGAGUCAGGAGUGGACGAGCACAGACCCCCCGAGGUGGCUCAGAAAUUCAACACCCGUUGGACCACAGAGGAGCAACUGCUAGCAGUGCAAGCCAUAAGGAAGUACGGCCGGGAUACCCAGGCCAUCUCUGACGUGAUCGGAAAUAAGUCUGUGGUCCAGGUGAAAAAUUUUUUUGCGAAUUACCGGAGGCGGUUUAAUCUGGAUGAGGUGCUUCAGGAAUGGGAGGCGGAACACGGGGUGGAAGGACCGAAAACCGCAGAGGAGGAGAAGAUGGACAUAACAGCUGAGGAGGGAGCUACUACCCCAGUGCCACCAGAGGACCAAAAAGAGGAACCAACGCCAAUGGAUGCACAAAACGCCUCUGCAUCCUGAGGUAGCUUUGCAGUAUUGGACAGCUCCAGUGGGUAGAACUCAUUCCGGUUGAUGUUAGCGACUGCUGUGCUGAUGAGAUAGCAGAGCUACGCCAGCUUCUCCUGUGUCAA
Messenger RNA from Chanos chanos (milkfish), 2026 nucleotides. It is a transcript of the gene rcor1, whose product is annotated as REST corepressor 1. The transcript has 13 exons. The record is from RefSeq and is a predicted model, not a curated record. Gene Ontology annotation, molecular function: transcription corepressor activity. Bases 543 to 1916 code for a protein of 457 amino acids. Lineage: Eukaryota; Metazoa; Chordata; Actinopteri; Gonorynchiformes; Chanidae. Gene Ontology annotation, biological process: negative regulation of DNA-templated transcription; regulation of transcription by RNA polymerase II. Gene Ontology annotation, cellular component: histone deacetylase complex; transcription regulator complex.